UCUCUCUCUCUCUCUCUCUCUCUCUCUCUGCUGAUCACACACUCAUUCUAGUUGUCAGUUUAAAUACUAUCGUCUAAAUGUGUAAAUUGAACGUAGUUAACGUUACAGAAAUGUCUGAACAGUUGUAGUAAAUUUAAAAUGCACAGCCGCGUUAAAUUGCAACUCAACGUGAAAUAGCGGCAUUAAUAGCCUACUGUGGCUGUCAACACACAAUAGUGAUAUGGGUCGCUUACAAAGUGUUGUCGUGUUGUAGCGCGUGUUGUAGCGCCGAACAAUGACUGCGUUCAUUCUGCCCGUCUUCGUCGAUACGUUAUGUUUGGGGUUCCGGACCAGAUCAGCGCCUAUAACCCCACCAGGACGCAUUCAGAAAUCACCGUGAAAAUGUAAAACAGAUUUUUUAAAGUAACAUUAUGCUACUUUAAAUUCAAAUAAGUCGGCGUAUUUUUUUUGGCACCCAACCAAAAUGCAACUUGGUUGGAAAUAUUGCUCUGAAAUUACUAAUACACCGUUUGUUCGCGCAAAAGCGCUAUUUUGGUUGGAAUCGUGAAAUGUGUUUUCUGGAAUUUAUUCCAGGAACCUUUCAAAUAUGGGCGAUUAAUGCGAUUUCUGUUAAUACAACCACAUUUAUUAUUUUAAAAAAUAUCAUGAAUUCAAAAUGAAUUUGCUUAAAGGCAUUGUGACCUAAAAUGCCAAUGUUGUAGACUUGCCUAGUCAUAUAAUUAUUCGUUGUACAAUAUUUCGUUUUCCUUGAUAAAACAGAAAUGAUCCUAACGCACUCCACAUACUAUGCUUUGCGUAUUUCAUUCAAUACAUUACUUAUUCUUUUCAAAGUAUUUUAAUGUGGUAACAUUGGAGUCCUCCGGCAACAGUGUGCUUGGGGGUUGGGUUUAACGCGUCAUCUGUUCUGCGUUAAACUCGUUUAGCUGCAGACCGCGGGCGGUCCGAAGGAAAGCAGCGCGCGCCUGAGUGCAAGAACUGGAGAGUCGCGAGCAGCAGCUUUAUAUAGCACGGCUACAUUUAGGGUCGAGUGGUGCGCUACGUCCAUCCUGAACGCGUUUCCUCCGCCUCGACAACUGGUCCAGCGUUUUCGCUGCAAUAUUUAUAAGAGAGGAGCUCCUACCAAUGACACUUGCAUAUAACUCUGAAACGCUGCUUCGACAGAAAACUUUCAGGUUUACAAAUGUGGAGGAUGGAGUAAGGUGGACCCAGCGCAUACAUGCAAAUAUUUACACGGACACAGAAGGUUUCUCGUAGCUAUUUAAAUAUCCCUCCCCCUCCGCUUCAGCAACGUGUGGAUAUGACCUCAAGCGAGACCACUCUACCCUCGAUUUCUACAUUUACAUUUGGGAACCAAAAGGAGAAAUUCUGGGAAAAUAGGUACCAGCCCGCGGGUGAAGGCGUGCGGGAAGACAUGGACCUCAGCAGCUACCUGGACCUGGAGCUCAUUCUGGCCGACACGGCGAGCUGGGCCUGUGCCCCCGACCGGCUGCCCACCGGCAGCCCUCCGGAGGGGGAGGGGGGAGCCCACAGCUCCGUCCAGGGGACGCUGGUCCUGGGGCCGGCCGGGUCCCCGGGAGGACGGGGCUUUGUGGAGGACGGUGUGAAGCUGGAGAGCCCGGGGGACUGUGGGUACGCAGCAGUUUCCCCACACACCCCCCCCGUCAGCCCCCAGGAGCUCUACCACGCGCGUCACAGCCACAGCCACAGCCACAACAGCAGCCACAGCCACAACACGCAGCGCUACGGUGGAUACCAGGCCCUCCUGGCGAGCCCGGCGCUAUCCCAGAGGGCCGUGCUCACGCCCCCCUCCUCGCCGCUCCGCCCGCUGGACCCCCCGCAGAAGAGAGGCCGUCGCCCGUGGAAACGCAUGGCCGUACACACCUGCACCUACACCGGCUGCACCAAAACCUACACCAAGAGCUCGCACCUGAAGGCCCACCACCGAACACACACAGGAGAGAAGCCAUACUGCUGCAGCUGGGAGGGGUGUGGCUGGAGGUUUGCCCGCUCUGACGAGCUGACGCGGCACUUCCGCAAACACACGGGCCAGCGGCCCUUCCAGUGCCACCUGUGUGAACGAGCCUUCUCCCGGUCCGACCACCUGGCCCUGCACAUGAAGCGGCACGUGUGACGUGUGUGUGUGACGUGUGUGUGUGUGUGUGUGUGUGUGUGUGUGUGCGUGUGUGUCUGUGUGUGUGAG
Molecule: messenger RNA, 2200 nt
Organism: Conger conger (European conger)
Lineage: Eukaryota; Metazoa; Chordata; Actinopteri; Anguilliformes; Congridae
Product: Krueppel-like factor 2
Exons: 3
Coding region: 1217-2131 (304 amino acids)
Biological process (GO): regulation of transcription by RNA polymerase II
Molecular function (GO): DNA-binding transcription factor activity, RNA polymerase II-specific; RNA polymerase II cis-regulatory region sequence-specific DNA binding
Source: RefSeq, a predicted model, not a curated record